AAAGGCUAUAGUAGGGGGUAAAGAGGGGGGACACGUUAAGGGACAGCACCUACCAUAAGACAUAAGGUAUUAUCAGUGACAUGUUAAGGAAUUUGCAGACUCUUCCCUUUGUCAUGUCCCUUUCUCUCUCGAUAUUUUCACCUUUUACAAUCAUGAUUCUGUUUUCUUCUUCUACUUUUUCACACUCUUAUAUAUGAAGAAGUUAAGUAGCUAGAAUUGUAUAGAAAGAAAAGUAAAAAAGUGAUUUUGAGGGAUUUUUUGAGGACCCUUUUAGAUUAGAAAGAAGAAAGUGAAAAUGGGUAGUUGUGGAAGGGAAGGUGUAGUGAGACAAUAUGUUAGAUCAAAGGUUCCUCGUUUAAGAUGGACACCAGAACUUCAUCGUUGCUUUGUUUAUGCCAUUGAAACUCUUGGUGGUCAUCAAAAGGCUACUCCUAAGCUUGUUCUUCAAUUGAUGGAUGUUAAAGGGCUAACAAUUUCACAUGUCAAGAGCCAUUUGCAGAUGUAUAGGAGCAUGAGAGGUGACUCAUGUAAACAAGAUAGGACUACAUCCGUACAUAAAAGACCAUCUUUUCAGGAGCAUGAUGAUGGGUUUGGAGAUGAUCAAUCUAUUGGAAAGGAAUCUGAUUCUCUCUUUAGCAACACUAAUUUCUCCCCAAAAAGAGCUAGAAUCGAGAAGAAAAGUUCAUUCUCAGGAAUGAUACAAUGCAGGGAAAGAAUAUGUGAAGCAGUUCCAAAUCCAUACACAACUUUUUAUGAUUAUGUGCAGGACAUGGUUCAGCAACAGCAGAAGGGAAUAAAAGAGAUUUGUGUUGCUUCACAAUAUUCCACAAUCUUUCCCAUGCUACCAAAACAAGAAACUCAUUUGCUCCAGGUUACAAAAUUAAAUGAAAAGAAGCAUGUGAAUGGCAAGAUAAAGAGUGUACGUGCAGAAGAUGAAGUUAUAAAGAGUUGUGAGUUGUCAUUAUCAAUUUCAUUGCCCCAUCUUUCACCUCAAAGAAGUAAUGUUUCUUCAGCCAAUGAUAUGAGAGACUCUGGAUUUUGUAACUUUAUGGGUUGUUCCAAUGUCCAAAACAGAAUUAAUUUGGACCUAUCUUUAGCCAUUUGAAUGUUAACUAGAUUGUUAUUUUUUUUUAAUAUGACUAGUAAUACACAAAUGGAUGCAUUUUGGUACUUAGUACUAACAUAUGGUAUAUUAUAUAUGCUGAAAUUUGAUGCCAGCUUAGGGGAAAGUAUAACCUGAGAUUCUAAUUAAUGAAAUGUUUAGUAGCUUAGUUUACUCAAAUAUUAAAUUAACUAUUUUGUCUAUCCGUUCCCA
Trifolium pratense (red clover) is the source of this 1315-nucleotide messenger RNA. Its product is annotated as myb family transcription factor MOF1-like. The transcript is spliced from 6 exons. Lineage: Eukaryota; Viridiplantae; Streptophyta; Magnoliopsida; Fabales; Fabaceae. The record is from RefSeq and is a predicted model, not a curated record. Gene Ontology annotation, molecular function: DNA binding; DNA-binding transcription factor activity. The coding region runs from base 296 to 1105 and encodes 269 amino acids.